AAGUAACUGUCUUGAAUCAUCUGUUUAACGCCAAACAACGAUCAUAAAAGGAAAGUCUAUUUACUUGUGAUAAAUCUGCGUAAAAUGUGUAAAACAAAGUGUUAAAAUGGCAGAAUACAAAAGUGAAAAAAUCUUAAUAUCCUUUAUGUGCCAAAGGUGUUCACAACCCAUAAAAUUAGAUGAUUCUUUAAGUUCAUUCAGUGAACAUAUUUCAGCUGAACUGAAUUUGCCCAUACAUUCCAAUCCAGAUGUAGAUUUAGAAUCCCAAGCUACGAGUUUUGAUCAGUAUAUUCCUGCAUGUCGACUGGUUGAUUCAGGAAAUGGUUUUAUGCUGAUAUCAGAUGAAAACGAAGUAGAUUCACUUAGUCACGCUUAUAAGAAAAAAGCAGCUUUAUUCGAUACUCUCUCAGGCAACUCAAAUAUUGAUCACCCUUUGUGUGACGAAUGUACAGAUUAUCUAUUAGAAAUACUAGAACAAGAAUUAAUAGAUACGCAAACUGAUUACGAUGAUUACCUCAGAUAUUACAAAAUGCUCCAGAACGAUACGAACGAACCAAAACUCUCAGAACUGGAAAAGGAGUUGGAAGAUUUGAAAGCUGAAGGCAACAGGUUUUUGGAAGAAUUGGAAGCCUUGAAAAAGGAAGAAAUUGAGUUACAAAACGCAAUCAAGGAACAAGAAGCUGAAGCUAGGAGACUUGACAAGGAACGCAAUAUCUACUACAAAGAGUACACCAAGCAUCAAAAGAAUUAUACUCAAGCUUGCGAAGAUGCUAAGAGUUUGGAGUGCCAGUUGAAUUACACUCAAAUCCAACUCGACAAACUCAAGAAAACCAACGUCUUCAACGCAACCUUCCACAUCUGGCACAAAGGCCACUUCGGCACCAUCAACAAUUUCUGCCUUGGAAGGCUGCCUUCGGCUCCUGUCGACUGGUCUGAAAUCAACGCAGCUUGGGGUCAAACUGCACUCUUGCUCUCUGCACUUGCACGCAAAAUAAAUCUGACCUUUGAAAGAUACAGAUUAGUGCCAUACGGCAAUCACUCGUACAUUGAGGUAAUUGGCGAACAAAAAGAGUUCCCUUUGUACGGUUCGGGCGGUUUUAAGUUUCUGUGGGACACUAAGUUUGACAACGGAAUGGCCGCGUUUUUAGACUGCUUACAACAGUUUCAGGAAAAGGUGGAGAAAUUGGAAAAGGGGAAUAAACAGUUUUGUUUUCCGUAUCGAACAAAUAAGGGGAAAAUUGAGGACAAUGACGCGAGUUACUCAAUAAAAAUUCAGUUAAAUUCUGAGGAACAAUGGACCAAAGCAAUGAAAUUUAUGUUAACGAAUUUGAAGUGGGGUCUAGCUUGGAUUUCAUCACAGUUAAAUAACGAUAUAGAAGAGAAAAUGCAAACGGAAAAUUAGUGUUAUUGCAUGUUUAGUAUUUUUUAUAUUUAAGUAAUUUUAGUACCUACAAGUAAAUUACGAAAUCUAUACCAUAUUUUUGUUAUGAAAAUGACUGAUGUUGUUGUAAUUAUGUUCAAUAAAUUUAAAGUAGCCAA
Messenger RNA from Tribolium castaneum (red flour beetle), 1539 nucleotides. It is a transcript of the gene Atg6, whose product is annotated as Autophagy-related 6. The record is from RefSeq and is a predicted model, not a curated record. Gene Ontology annotation, biological process: late endosome to vacuole transport; cellular response to nitrogen starvation; autophagy. Bases 107 to 1402 code for a protein of 431 amino acids. The transcript is spliced from 7 exons. NCBI's taxonomy places the organism in Eukaryota, Metazoa, Arthropoda, Insecta, Coleoptera, Tenebrionidae. Gene Ontology annotation, cellular component: phosphatidylinositol 3-kinase complex, class III, type I; phagophore assembly site; phosphatidylinositol 3-kinase complex, class III, type II.